GUUUAAGUUUUUGAAAUUGAAGUAGCUCUACCCAGUAGGAACUCAUGUCUUUUCUUGUAAGUAAACCAGAGCGAAUUAGGCGGUGGGUCUCGGAAAAGUUCAUUGUUGAGGGCUUAAGAGAUUUGGAACUAUUUGGAGAGCAGCCUCCGGGUGACACUCGGAGAAAAACCAAUGAAGCGAGCUCAGAGUCGAUAGCUCCCUUCCCGAAGCAGGAGAUCAUGACCAGCUUUCUGCCAGAGAGAGGCUGUUAUGAGCUGCUCACCGUGAUAGGUAAAGGUUUUGAGGACCUAAUGACAGUGAAUCUAGCAAAGUACAAACCAACGGAGGAGUAUGUGACAGUACGAAGGAUCAACCUGGAGGCUUGUUCCAACGAGAUGGUGACAUUCCUGCAGGGGGAGCUACACGUCUCUAAGCUCUUCAGCCAUCCCAACAUCCUGCCUUACCGAGCUACCUUUAUUGCCGACAACGAAUUGUGGGUGGUCACAUCAUUCUUGGCCUAUGGUUCCGCGAAGGACCUCAUCUGCACUCACUUCAUGGAUGGCAUGAGCGAGCUGGCCAUCGCGUAUAUCCUGCAGGGGGCACUCAAGGCCCUAGACUACGUCCACCACAUGGGCUAUGUGCACAGGAGCGUCAAAGCCAGCCACAUCCUGAUCUCAGCCGACGGGAAGGUCUACCUCUCGGGUCUGCGCAGCAACCUCAGCAUGAUUAGCCACGGGCAGCGCCAGCGUGUAGUCCACGAUUUCCCCAAGUACAGUAUCAAAGUUCUGCCUUGGCUCAGCCCCGAAGUUCUACAGCAGAACCUGCAGGGUUAUGAUGCCAAGUCUGACAUCUACAGUGUGGGGAUCACAGCAUGUGAACUGGCCAAUGGCCACGUCCCAUUUAAGGACAUGCCCGCUACCCAGAUGCUGCUGGAGAAGCUGAACGGCACCGUGCCCUGCCUGCUGGACACCAGCACCAUCCCCGCCGAGGAGCUGACCAUGAGCACCUCGCGCUCCGCCGCCAACUCGACCCUGAGUGACAGCCUGGCUCCCAGCACCCCCAGGACCUCCAACGGUGAUUCACCGUCCCACCCCUACCACCGCACCUUCUCCCCCCACUUCCACCACUUUGUGGAGCAGUGCCUUCAGCGUGACCCUGACGUGAGACCGAGCGCCAGCACCCUCUUGAACCAUUCCUUCUUCAAGCAGAUCAAGCGGCGUGCCUCAGAGGCUCUGCCCGAGCUCCUCCGGCCCGUCACCCCCAUCACCAGCCUCGAGGGCAGCCGGGCUCAGGACCACAGCGGGAUCUUCAGCCUGGUGGCCAACCUGGAGGAGCUGGAGAUGGGCGACUGGGAGUUCUGAGCUCUGAGGCCCAAGCACCUGCUCAGCCUGGCCUGGGGCUCCCUGAGGGCUGCGCCCCCACCCUCUUGGGCCCCCUGAGAAAGAUGGUCUGAAGGAACUGCCAGGAGAGACUUUCAGUGUGCUGAAGGCCUGGAGAACCGAUGCUUGGAAAGCCUUUGAGGCAGGCAUCCUGGAACUGAGAGGAGGUGCCUCUUCAGGGGGACAGCUGCUCUUCUGGCCCUGCCUGUGCCUGCUUCCUCCCAUACCCCCAGUUCCCUUCCCCCUUUGCCCCCCAUUUUGCUGUCGCCUUCCCUUCCCGGUGUCAGGCAGGGCCCAUUUCCCUCUUUCGCACUGGUUGAAGCUGGGCCUGCCCAUCCUCGGGCCUCGGGUCUCACUUGGGCCUGACCCCCUCAACACUCUAGCCAGUUUCUUGCAGCUCAUUCUCCCAUCGCCUCAGCCUCAGUCUUCCUGCCUCCCACCUGCUUCUGGUGCUUUCUCCAGGGGCUUUGCCCGAGGGCUAAAGUCUGAAGCCAAGUUCAUUUCAUAAGCAGAACAAAUUAAAAUUUUCAGAGAAGCCAUUGGGAAAA
Messenger RNA from Suncus etruscus (white-toothed pygmy shrew), 1906 nucleotides. It is a transcript of the gene STRADA, whose product is annotated as STE20 related adaptor alpha. Gene Ontology annotation, biological process: protein phosphorylation. The transcript has 12 exons. Gene Ontology annotation, molecular function: protein kinase activity; ATP binding; protein serine/threonine kinase activator activity. The record is from RefSeq and is a predicted model, not a curated record. The coding region runs from base 45 to 1340 and encodes 431 amino acids. Lineage: Eukaryota; Metazoa; Chordata; Mammalia; Eulipotyphla; Soricidae.